Fusarium redolens is the source of this 1232-nucleotide messenger RNA. Its product is annotated as HAD-like domain-containing protein. Bases 66 to 986 code for a protein of 306 amino acids. Gene Ontology annotation, molecular function: hydrolase activity, acting on halide bonds, in C-halide compounds. The transcript has a single exon. The record is from RefSeq and is a predicted model, not a curated record. NCBI's taxonomy places the organism in Eukaryota, Fungi, Ascomycota, Sordariomycetes, Hypocreales, Nectriaceae.
CCUGUUGUCAUCGAAGGGCGUAGGCAUCAUGUGACGUAACUGGCAACUGUAGAUAAUAGGUAGAUAUGUAUUCAUUGCAGAAGAGGUAUUGCAAACACCUAACACUACUGCACUCAUAUCAAUACAAGAUCAAAACUUCUUUACAAUACACAAAGAAAUUACAAUCGCGCCAAACGCCCAGAAUGUCACCAGGAGCAAUCUCGCCGCUUAGUAAAGUCAAAGCCCUCACUUUCGACGUCUUCGGCACUGUCGUCAACUGGCGCUCAUCUGUAACCGAGGAACUCACCCUCCGGGCUUAUCGCAAGACUUCCUCCGAUCUGGAUCCAGCUGUCAAAACUCGUGUUCAGAAGCUCAACGAAGAGGACUGGGGCCGCUUCGCACAGGAGUGGAGGAACUCAUAUGGGAAGUUCACAAGAGGCUUUGACCCGGAAAAACACACUUGGAAGACUAUUGAUCAGCAUCACCACGACAGUCUAGUCGAGCUUCUCAAGGCAUGGGAUCUAGCUGAUCUAUACAGCCCAACUGAGAUCGAAUCCCUGAGUCUCGUCUGGCAUCGCUUGACACCAUGGGAUGACUCCUCAGAUGGUAUUCAUAAGCUUGGUAAAACAUACAAAACCAGCACCUUGUCCAAUGGCAAUGUCUCGCUACUCAGAGACCUGAACGAUUUUGGAAACCUAGGCUUUCAGGUUCUCCUCUCGGGAGAGAAGUUCAGGGCUUACAAGCCAAACCCGACCGUAUACUCUGGUGCUGUGCGCGAGCUGGGACUGGAGCCCCAUGAGGUAUCUAUGGUUGCAGCGCACCUCAACGAUCUAGAGGCAGCGAGAGCCUGUGGUUUGAGAACCGUCUAUGUCGAACGCCCCCAAGAAGAAGCCUGGGACAAGGAGGACGAAAGGUACCAGAAGGCCAAAGAAUGGGUCGAUAUCUGGAUCACGGAGGACGAUCAAGGGUUUCUGGCUUUGGCUCAGAGACUUAAGGAGCUGGCAUGAGAUAGUUGCAAAGUUUCGAGCAGCUGGUGUUGCUGUUAUUGGUCAUUCAAGUGCCAAGUAGCAUGAAUUCGGAGUUGCCUCGUUCUCGACCCAGAGCCACUUGGAUCAUUACAUAACAUCGUUGUUCUAUCAUUAGUAUCAUAGAAGCUUUCAUCUAAGCUAUUUGGAGCCAUAUGACCUCACGUGCAUUGACUCCCAAUUCGGACUUCAUCCACAAGACUUCUGUUUCUAGUAAUAGCAUGAGAU